Messenger RNA from Penicillium subrubescens, 831 nucleotides. RefSeq lists its product as uncharacterized. Bases 1 to 831 code for a protein of 276 amino acids. Lineage: Eukaryota; Fungi; Ascomycota; Eurotiomycetes; Eurotiales; Aspergillaceae. The record is from RefSeq and is a predicted model, not a curated record. Gene Ontology annotation, cellular component: intracellular anatomical structure. The transcript has 3 exons. Gene Ontology annotation, molecular function: oxidoreductase activity, acting on NAD(P)H, oxygen as acceptor.
AUGUCUCCCGCCGCAACUUCAUCAGAGUCCGCCACUACCCAGGCGGAUGCUCCCCAGACUCAAGUUACUCUUGGUGGAAAAGUCAUUACUAUUACCGGCGCCAACCGCGGAAUCGGCCUGGGCAUUGCCGAAUGCUGUCUUUCAAACGGUGCCGCCAAGGUCUACUCUAUCGAGAUUGGAGAGACUGGUGAUGACUUUGCCGCUGUCGCAAAGCGUUACCCAGGCCAGUUAUCUGCGGUCAACGCCAAUGUGACCAAGGAAGCGACUAUUACCGCGGCAAUCGAUAAGAUAAUUGAGGAAGCUGGUGCACUGCAGGGCAUGGUUGUUAAUGCCGGUCGAACUCACCACAAGGCCGCGCUCGACUUCACCAAGGAGGAAAUUGAGAGCUUAUUCAAUAUUAAUCUCUUUAGUGCCUUCUACACAGCUCGCGCUGCUGCUCGUGCUUUCAUUAAGCUCGGUAUCAAUGGAUCCGUAGUCUUUACUGCUUCCAUGGCCUCUUACCGUCCCAACAAGCGUGUCCCUUCCACUCCAUACGGCGCGUCAAAGGCCGGCGUUCGAAACAUGACCCACACCCUGGCAAUUGAAUGGGCACAGUACGGUAUCCGGGUGAACAGCGUGUCCCCCGGAUUGGUCAAGACUGCAAUGACAUACUGGGUGCCUCAACAACCCGACUGGGAACAACAGCUGAAGUAUUAUGGUGGCUUUCCCAGGCUGGCUGAAGUUCAAGAGCUCGGUGGAGCCUACGUGUACCUCCUUAGUGAUGCAGCAAGCUAUACUACCUCUAUUGAUAUUCCCGUCAACGGUGUGAUUGGCAGUAAGUGCUCCAAAUAA